Monascus purpureus is the source of this 2169-nucleotide messenger RNA. The record is from the annotation of a GenBank genome assembly. NCBI's taxonomy places the organism in Eukaryota, Fungi, Ascomycota, Eurotiomycetes, Eurotiales, Aspergillaceae.
AUGCCCAAGCUGGAGCGAGCUACUGCGACGUCGCUGCCGACUCCAAAGUCGCAGCGGGUGCUGGCGUGCGUCCUGUGUCAGCAGCGCAAGGUCAAAUGUGACCGCAAAUUCCCCUGUGCCAAUUGUGCCAGAGCCCGGGUGCAGUGCAUUCCGGCAUCCCCGAUCCAACGCCGUCGCAGGUUUCCUGAGCGCGAGCUGCUGGAGCGUCUUCGGCACUACGAGGGUUUGCUUCGACAGCACAAUAUCAAAUUCAAUCCCCUCCAUGGAGACACGCCAGCUGCGAAAAGGGAGCCUCCAAAGGCAAAGGCAGGAGUAGCCACGGGGGCUGGCAAGGGCGAACCCCUCUACGAGGCCAAGAACAUCUGGGAUGCCAUGAACCCAAGGACACAACCAGAUCCUAAGGAUGACGACGAUGAUGGAAGCAAUUCCUCGCACGAAUGGGAUGAACUGAGUGAGCCCGUGGCCAAGAAGGCGUGGGAUCAGUUUGAAAGCAACCACCACCUUCUCUUCAGCUCUCGCAAGACAGCCGUCGAUCUGUCUGCACUGCAUCCAGAACAGGUCAAGAUCUUCAAACUCUGGCAGAUUUACCUGGAAAAUGUCGACCCGCUGCUCAAGGUCACUCACACUCCGACUCUGCAGGAUCGCAUAAUCGACGCCGCGAGCAACAUGGCGAACAUUAAACCGCCCCUGGAGGCCCUCAUGUUCAGCAUCUAUUGCAUGUCAAUUGUGAGCCUUGUGGAGGAAGACUGCCGUGCCAUUUUUGGCGUACCAAAAAGGGAUCUUCUGGCCAAAUACCACUUUGGCUGUCAGCAGGCCCUUCUGAAUUGCGAAUUCCUCCGGUCUCAAGAUCGUGAGUGUUUGACCGCGUCGUAUCUAUAUCUAGUCUCUGUCAGACCCUAUACAGACCCCCAGUCUCUCUCGUCCAUGCUUGGUCUUGCGAUCCGUAUUGCGCGGCGAAUGGGCCUUCACAGCGAGGCAGCGAAUUCCAAAUGCGGUGCUAUCGAGGCCGAAAUGCGUCGAAGGCUCUGGUGGUCCCUCAUCCUUUUCGACUCUCGCAUUUGCGAGACGGCGAUCUACAAGGCCGAGAUGCUGGUUCCUACCUGGGACUGCAGCACUCCGCUCAACGUUAAUGAUUUUGAUCUACAACCGGAGAUGAAGGAUCCCCCAGCGGUAUGGGGGAAAUCUAAUACUACGGAGGCCAUCUUUGCCGUAAUGCGGAGCGAGAUAGGCGAGUUCACCCGCCACAGCGCGUUCCACCUCGACUUCAUCAAUCCGGCUUUGAAGAAAAUUGCCAAGGAUGUCCAGAAUGGCCCCAUUCCGGAGGGUGGUGAGCUGGUCAAGCUGGAGAAGAUGAUUGAGGAUCGCUAUCUCAAAUUCUGUAACCCAGAGAACUCACUCCACUUCAUGACGAUCUGGUCAGCGCGAAGUCUCCUGGCUAAAAACCAUCUCAUUGAACACUAUUCACGGGUCUCAAUGCCAACGUCAUCAUCCAUGGAGCAGAAGACAGGUGCGCGGUGCGAUGCUGCCACUUCCUAUGCGCUGAGCAUGGUCGAGAGCGAUACGAAGCUCAUGACUUCCCCGCUGACGAAACGAUAUCGCUGGUUCAUUGAGCUCCAUUUCCCAUUUCCUGCAUAUGUUCACGUCUUCCAAGAGUUAAGAAAACGACCCGUCCGGGACAACACUCGACAGAUCUGGGAAAUUAUGAGCGGUAACUGCAAGGCCCGCGGCAUGUUUUCGGACCCAGACGAUAAUUCUCCUACGACUAGUAACAAUCCAUUCUUUAAAGUCCUUUCCAAAAUGGUCCUCCAGGCCUGGGAAGCAUGUGAGAUCGCAUAUAACCAAGCGGGAAAGCCAGCCGUGCCGCCGCGGAUUGUUUCAGAAGUCCAACAGAAAGUAGCGCAAACGACUCAGACUUGUGCGCGAAAGCAAAGUGCCAAUAAUAAUAUUAUUAUAGAAGGGGAACAAGCCGAUGGUGGUGAUGAUAAUAAUAAGAAUAAGAGUAACAAUAAUAUUUGUGGCAUGGGUAUUUUGGACGACUUUUCGAUAUCUAUGGACUUUGAAGGGCUGGAGGCAUACCCUAGCCUGUCUGUACCGGACAUGGACAUUGACGGGAACCAGCUGGAUUGGGACACGAUAAUGAACUGGCAUCCGGUCGGACGCAUGGAGUAA